AUGGUACCAGCGGCUGGCAGCAAGAAGCGGAGCAAUCCCGAAGGCAAUGAAGCGCCUGACGACUGUUCCCCUUCUCCACCGCUCGCCGGAGAAGCGAAGGCUGGGGGCGGACCGCGGGGAAAGGCCAAGAAGCGCUCUGAGGACGACACUGGACCUAUUACGAUCGAGGGGGCUAUGCCUCAGAAGCGCUUUUACCGGGCCAGGGCGCACGUCAACCCUCUUUCGCACAACGACUGCUACGAAUACCCCAAGACUCCCAAGGAGAUGGAUUGGUCCGUUCACUACCCGAACCGCCCAGGGCUCAAGGUCAGCAUAGUGGACGUCGGGUGCGGGUUCGGGGGGCUGACGGUAGCGUUGUCCCCGCUCUUCCCAGACAAGGGGGUGCUUGGAAUGGAGAUUCGGGUCAAGGUGUGCGAGUUCGUGAGACUACGCGUCGAGGCCCUCCGGCGGGAAAACCCAGGCCAAUACCAGAACGUCUCCUCCCUCAGGACCAACUCGAUGCUCCUUCUUCCGCAUUUCUUGGAGAGACAUCAGCUGGAGAAGAUGUUCUUCUGCUUCCCGGACCCGCAUUUCAAGGCAAAAAACCACAGGCGGAGAAUUAUUAGUGUCCCGUUGCUGACGGAGUACGCCUUCUACCUCCGGCCCGGCGGCCUUCUGUAUAUGAUCACAGACGUGGAGGAGCUGCACCAGUGGCACGUGGAGAAAGCGGAGGCACAUCCUUGCUUCGAGGCCGUUCCGCGAGGAGAGGCGGAGAAGGACCCGGCUGUCAAGGCGAUGACGGAGGUAACCGAGGAGGGCAAGAAGGUUGCCAGGAUGGGGGGAGACAAGUACUGGGCCGUAUUCAGGAGGAUUCCAGACGAAGACGUGCCCUACACGAUUUUCUGA
Ectocarpus siliculosus is the source of this 885-nucleotide messenger RNA. Lineage: Eukaryota; Phaeophyceae; Ectocarpales; Ectocarpaceae. The record is from the annotation of a GenBank genome assembly.